CGCUCACCAUGGCUACGUCUACAACCGCGAUCUAGUGCCACUCAGGAUUAUCAGACAGCGACAGGUGGCGUGUUACUUUAACACCCUGUUUAGUUUAGCGCGGAAGUAUUUGGACGCGGUUUUGGACGCGGCCCAAGUGAGACCGGCAGGGCCUGAACGGCAAAGAGAGACGAGCAGGAUAUUACUCACGUAAACAAGUCGGCGUGUCAGACAGGACACUUCGAGCUGUAAAGAGUGAUGCAGGUGGAUCGUCGUUGGACGGAGGUUUUUAAUGACGAUGUGCGUGAGACCAUGCGCAGAGAGGAGACAUCGAAUCCAAUGAAGAGCUCGUGCCUCUCCGUCAGUCCCUCCACACCACGAUCACAACCGCUGACAAUCAGGAACAGUUACAGCUCCAAAGGAGAGUUUAGACCUUCAUCGAUGCCGUCCAUACCCAAUCCAUUCCCUGAACUUUGUAGUCCCUCGCACUCUCCAGUACGGGUCGGCUCGCUGGCGGGAAGUUCCACGCCCACCGAAGAAGACACGCAUGUGGUAAGGGUUUUCGGAGAGGACACACACAGUCGCUCUGUGGUCGUGUCGUCAGCGGCAACGGCGCGAGAGGUGUGUCAUAUUCUGGUCGAGUCGACUCACUGUACGGAUGAAGAGAACUGGGCUCUCCUCGAGCAGCACCCUUCACUAGGGCUUGAGCGCUGCCUUGAGGACCAUGAAGUGGUGUCUAAGGUGCAGUCGUCCUGGCCACAAGAUGGCGACACCAAGCUGCUCUUCCGUAAAAACUACGCCAAGUACGAGUUCUUCAAAAAGCCAGCGCAAUAUUUCCCAGAGAACAUGAUUUCUGACUGCACCGACGUCAAGACAGGAAUGACGCCAUCGCAGCUUGUCCAGAGUAUGCUGAAGUGCGGAUCAUGUCCAGAGAUUCAGGGCUACCUGCAUGUACGUGAAGCAGGAAAGAAGUCGUGGAAGAAACUGUACUUCAUUUUGCGACGAUCUGGACUUUACUGCUCCACCAAGGGCUCGUCUAAGGAGCCUCGACACCUUCAGUGUGUAGCUGAUCUCGAGGACGUCAGCGUGUAUACAGUCGGCAACAGUCGGAAACUCUACAGCUCACCCAAAGGACACACUUUCUGCAUGAAGACUAGCAGAGGCAGAUUUCACUCUCAGGAGCUUAAACUGUUGUGUGCGGACAGUGAACAGAGUAAAACCUGCUGGGUUACGGCCUUCAGACUGUUUAAGUAUGGGAAGCAGCUUCAGUGUAAUUACCUGUUGGCGCAGGCGAAUCCUAACCUACAGAUCCCCCCACGAAAUAACACCAAGCGAGCAGAUGGAGAGGAGUCGAUGGUAGCCAUGGAUUUCUCAGGAAAGAGCGGAGGCCGAGUGAUCCUCAACCCGCGAGAGGCCGAGAACGCUGAGCAGGAGGAGGGAUAUAACUGGAGGAAGAGAGAGGCGCUGCGCUACAGCCUACCAAACAGCAGCCACGGGUCACGACCUCCAGCCGUACACCAGACUCAGCCCUGGUUCCAUGGCGGCGUUUCCCGGUCUGAAGCCCAACAACUGCUGGAGGAGCAGGGUCAGGCGGAUGGGCUGUUUUUGAUUCGGGACAGUCAGCUGCACGCUCAGUGUUUUGUCUUGUCACUAUGUCAUCAGCGGAAGAUCAAACACUACCUGCUCAUUCCCUGUGAGGAGGGUGGCAGGCAGUACUACACGAUGGACGACGGUGUCACUCUCUUCAUUGACCUACUGCAGCUGGUGGAGUUUCACCAGAUUAAUCGGGGCAUCCUCCCCGUGUGCCUCAAACACCCGUGCAUACGCAUAGCUCUCUGACACCUAAUUCUGCACUCCCUGCACACAAACAAUACACAACAAAACCAUUGUGUCUAAGCCAUUCCAACUAAAAUGAGAUUGAAUUUGAAUGAGUAAUUCUACAGAAAUUAGUGCACAUUAUUUGUGCACAUCAUUUCUGCCCCAGCAGUUCACUUUUCAGUCGCUUGGUGAUGCUGGAGUUCACUGGAUGCAUUGGGGUUUUACAUCUGAUAGAUGAAGAAUUUUGCACAACGUUUUGACAGAGAAGCCUCUUUUUUUUUUCUUGCAGGUUAAUAUUUAUGAAUUAUGUAUUAUGAUUGCAGGUUCAUAUGUUUAUAUUCAUUUGUACACUUCUUGUUUUACAGCUGUAAACUGCAGGCGGGUAUUUAAAUCAGUCUUUAUUAUUUCUGUUAUGUUGUUGAAUAAAUUCUUCUGUAUACUCUGCCA
This is a messenger RNA of Pangasianodon hypophthalmus (striped catfish), 2244 nucleotides long. It is a transcript of the gene grb7, whose product is annotated as growth factor receptor bound protein 7. Bases 238 to 1818 code for a protein of 526 amino acids. Lineage: Eukaryota; Metazoa; Chordata; Actinopteri; Siluriformes; Pangasiidae. The transcript has 15 exons. The record is from RefSeq and is a predicted model, not a curated record. Gene Ontology annotation, biological process: signal transduction.